AUGUUGGCUGCAGACCUGACCAUAUUUGCUGUGGGACUGGAUGUCAAGAACGAAAGAAAGGGAGGGACCCACGGUGACUCCUGGGUUGGGCCUGGAGAUGCUGAGCCAGGGGUGCCCCUUACUGCGCUGGGGGGACCAGGACAGAGAAGCCUGGAGGUGAUUCUCCAAUUCUCCUUGGCGACAGGAAGCUUCUGGAACUCUGCCCUGCAGCUGGUGAGCAGCGACAAGACCUUCUUGAGGGUGGAGGAGGAGCUGAGCUGGCUGGACGCCCUGCGGCACUGCCGGACGUACCACACAGACCUGGCCGACCUGCAGAGCUUGAACAGCUGGGGCGCUGUGACGGCCCUCUACAGGCUGACCCGCAGCACCUCGGCGUGGAUCGGCCUCUUCUUCGACGUGAACCUGGGCAGCCUGAGGUGGUCCAGCGGCUCCGUCUUCAGCAUCCCCGUGUGGAGCGCGCUGCCCAUCUUCAAGGAGGGCAUCUGUGCCACGCUGUACUCCGUGAGCAUUGUCCCCGGCCUGGGCGCCGCCUCCUGUACAGCUCAGAAGCCCUUCAUCUGCUACUACGAUCCGGACAAGGGGCAGCACCACCUGGUGGAGCCCGCUCUCAGCCUGAGCACCUCUGCAGAGCCAGUGGUGGUCCAGAUCGGCCAGCUGACCUUCAGGCGGUUUCACCGAGGAGCGACGUGGCUGGCGGCUCUGCUGAGCUGCCGUGCCCACCACACGGACCUGGCUGACCUGCAAACGGUGACUGACGCGGACGCCAAGGGGGCCCUGAGGUCCAUCACCAGUGAGACGGAGGCCUGGAUUGGCCUUUACUUGGACGCAGCCUCUGGGUCUCUGAGCUGGUCCAGCGGCCAGGGCACCAGCAUUCCCAGAUGGCUGCAGGUGCCCCAAUUCGGGACAGGAUUGUGUGCGGGGCUUGGCACAUACUACAGCUACGCCCCCAGAGUUUACUCACAGGCCUGCUCUUCCCUGCGACCAUUCAUCUGCUUCUACGACCCCGCCAUUGGACACCGGGAGUCGGCAGCGCUCCCCCAGCUUGGCCACAUUCCCUCCUCCACAGCGACUGUGGGGACGACAUCCGGGGCAGCUGUGUCCAGAGAAGGAGGAAGCACUGGUGUAAGAGACACAGCCACUGCCACUCAGGCCCAGCCUGUGAGCACAUCCAACCACCCAAAGUCGCGAGAAAAAACUACAGCAUCAGAAUCAGGGAAAAUCUUUGGGAUCCUGAAGGCAGACUUCACCAUUCCAGCUCUGGCGGACCCGGAAGAUAUGAAAGAGCAAUUUCUGAGUGAGAUCCGGGAAGUCUUAAAGCUGACGCUGGGUCAUGAGCGGUUCAGGCUGACGUGGGUCGGCCGAGAAGGAGACAAGAAGUAGCUCACACGCCUGCCGAUCUGCGGCCUCCUUCCCGUGCAUCGUCGCCUGGGUUUGCGUGACUCUGCGUUCUUUGAAUUUCCAGUAGCUCAGAAUGAGAAAGAACUCCAGAGCCCGGGACUGGCUGGGCUGAGGGUGGAACUUAGAUCUCCUCCCAACUCCAGAGAAAACCACACAGGAGACCCACACCCCUGGGACUUUAGAGAACGAGGCAGGUGAAUAAGGGGUGUUUGGGACACUAGCUUUGAGAAUGACGAGCAAAUGAGAACCGAAAAACAAACUCGGAAACAAACCCCAUCAAUCUGGGGGACUAGGAGGGGUCAGUGGUAGUCUGGGACGCUAAGCGUGGCCACGCUUCCAAGCCCAGUGGGUCCUUUCUUCCCCAGCGACAAUCUAUUAGAGGGAUUUCAAAUUCUCCAGAAUGAGGUGCUGUCUAGGGCACCACCACGAUACCACACUGUGUGUUUGUGCCAUUUGUCUCAAAUCUAAAUAUUUCUUACCUGUAAAAGUCAGGGAAUUCUAAGGCAUAAUUCUUAAGGUUAAAAUGUACCUUCAGAAUAAUGUUCCUG
Molecule: messenger RNA, 1946 nt
Organism: Artibeus jamaicensis (Jamaican fruit-eating bat)
Lineage: Eukaryota; Metazoa; Chordata; Mammalia; Chiroptera; Phyllostomidae
Gene: CLEC20A
Product: C-type lectin domain containing 20A
Exons: 9
Coding region: 1-1380 (459 amino acids)
Source: RefSeq, a predicted model, not a curated record